UAUGUUUAUGUAUCCUAACCGCUGACAGAGAGGAUCCUCUCUGACACAGCCAAGAUAAGCAUGCACAGGAAUAUUGAGAUCAAAGCUGUAACUCAAGAUAUUGAACGUACCAUUUCUAAAGCCACAGAACUGAGCGAUACAACUCAGACUGUAAUUGAGCAGCAUGAUAUCUUCUUCAAGACAAAGGAAGGAAGAUUAAAAUUACGAAAGUUUAAGGAUGGCACCGCAGAGUUAAUUUUGUACAAGCGACCUGACGUUCCCGGGCCAAAGUUAUCCACUUAUGACAGAGUCCCGCUGAACGCAGGUAUCGUAGAGUCAAUGGAAGAUAUCUUGUCCCGAUCCAUAGGUGUGCUAGGAGUUGUAAAGAAAACGAGACUCUUAUUUAUUGUCGGACAAACUCGAGUACACAUUGACAAAGUCGAUGGCCUGGGUAAUUUUGUAGAACUAGAGGUAGUGCUGCAAAAGGAUCAAGAUAUAAAAACUGCACAAAAGAUCGCUGACAAUCUCAUGGAAGCAUUGCUCAUAAAAGAGGACGACUUAAUCGCAGAAGCAUACAUAGAUCUGCUUAAUUCCAAAACAUAAAUAGCAUUUGUCGUGCUGUUUGUUCCUUUUUAUACAUACAGAUUAAAAAAUGACUGAUUUAUUCACUCCAAAAUAUAAGAGUAUAAAACUGUUCUAUUUUUGACAAUAAAUUACGUGCGUCUUGUGUAA
Wasmannia auropunctata (little fire ant) is the source of this 711-nucleotide messenger RNA. RefSeq lists its product as uncharacterized. NCBI's taxonomy places the organism in Eukaryota, Metazoa, Arthropoda, Insecta, Hymenoptera, Formicidae. The transcript is spliced from 3 exons. Bases 61 to 582 code for a protein of 173 amino acids. The record is from RefSeq and is a predicted model, not a curated record.